GGAGGCCGGACCGGGGAAGCCGAGCGGCGGCGGCGGUGGGGUCGGCCAUGGCGGAGCUGGUGCAGGGGCAGAGCGCUCCGGUGGGCAUGAAGGCUGAGGGCUUCGUGGAUGCCUUGCACCGGGUCCGGCAGAUUGCUGCUAAAAUCGAUUCAAUUCCUCACUUGAAUAAUUCCACACCGCUGGUGGACCCCUCAGUGUACGGAUAUGGAGUGCAGAAGCGGCCCCUGGAUGAUGGAGUAGGUAACCAGUUAGGGGCCUUGGUACAUCAAAGGGCAGUAAUUACAGAAGAGUUCAAAGUGCCUGAUAAAAUGGUUGGAUUCAUUAUUGGCAGGGGAGGUGAGCAGAUUUCACGGAUUCAAGCAGAAUCUGGUUGCAAAAUUCAGAUUGCCUCAGAGAGUUCUGGGAUUCCAGAGAGGCCCUGUGUACUUACCGGAACCCCAGAAAGUAUUGAACAAGCCAAACGGCUCCUGGGACAGAUUGUGGACCGAUGUCGGAAUGGACCUGGCUUUCACAAUGACAUAGAUGGCAACAGCACAAUCCAGGAGCUUCUCAUCCCUGCGUCCAAAGUGGGUCUGGUCAUCGGCAAAGGAGGGGAAACAAUCAAACAGUUGCAGGAGCGAACAGGUGUGAAAAUGGUCAUGAUCCAGGAUGGCCCACUGCCCACAGGAGCAGACAAGCCUCUCCGCAUCACUGGAGAUCCCUUUAAAGUACAGCAAGCAAGAGAAAUGGUCCUAGAGAUCAUCCGAGAAAAAGAUCAGGCUGACUUCCGGGGUGUGCGUGGCGAUUUUGCCUCCCGAGCAGGAGGAGGCAGUAUAGAGGUGUCCGUACCUAGGUUUGCUGUUGGGAUUGUCAUAGGAAGAAAUGGAGAGAUGAUUAAAAAGAUCCAGAAUGAUGCUGGUGUGAGGAUCCAAUUCAGACCAGACGACGGAAUUAGUCCAGAAAGAGCAGCACAGGUCAUGGGCCCUCCAGAGCGGUGUCAGCAUGCAGCACACAUCAUCAAUGAACUCAUUCUCACAGCACAGGAAAGAGAUGGCCUUGGAGGCCUUGCGGUAGCUAGAGGAAGAGGCCGAGGCCGAAGUGACUGGAGCGUGGGCACUCCUGGUGGUGUCCAGGAAAUCACAUACACAGUGCCAGCUGAUAAGUGUGGCCUUGUAAUAGGCAAAGGGGGCGAGAACAUCAAAAGCAUCAACCAGCAAUCAGGUGCACACGUGGAGCUUCAGCGGAACCCCCCUCCCAACACCGACCCCAACCUGCGGAUAUUUACCAUCAGGGGUGCUCCUCAGCAGAUCGAGGUGGCCAGGCAUCUCAUAGAUGAGAAAGUUGGCGGUACCAGCCUUGGAGCCCCUGCAGCCUUCGGACAGAGCCCCUUCAGCCAGCCACCAGCUGCGCCACAUCAAAACACCUUUCCUCCCAGGGGCUUCCCCAACAUUGCUGCUAAAGUUAACGGGAACCCCCACAGCACCCCUGUGAGUGGCCCUCCAGCUUUUCUGACCCAAGGCUGGGGCAGCACUUACCAGGCUUGGCAGCAGCCCACACAGCAAGUCCCAAGCCAGCAGAGCCAGCCACAGAGCAGCCAGCCUGACUACAGCAAGGCCUGGGAGGACUAUUACAAAAAGCAGAGUCACACCCCCAGUGCUGCCCCACAGGCCAGCUCCCCACCGGACUACACGAUGGCCUGGGCUGAGUACUACAGGCAGCAGGCCGCCUUCUACGGGCAGACUUUAGGGCAGGCUCAGGCCCACAGCCAGGUCUGUAGCCAGUCCCCAGCACCGUGAUGCCACCCAGCCUCUGUGCUUGCCUAGUCCCAGGGUGAGCACACUGGCCUGUGGGGCCUCCUGUCUCCCUCCAGUCCAGGCCCUUGAGCUUGAUCAGAUGCUGCUCUCUGUAGCUCUGGGCCUAGUAACCCUAACUAUAACUAAGUCCCCAACUUCUCCCUGGGUCUGCAGUGACGAGAGCCUCUCCAGUAGUUGUUCUUAGGAAGUGGCCAGGCUGGGCCUCUGACUGCACAGCAUCCUCGGGGACCAAGGAGGUGGAGGGCCAGCUUGGCUUCUUUGUGUGUAGAAACUUGGAGGGUUCUAUCCAGUCCUCGGCCAAGCAUGAUCUCUCCUUUGAUGGGAGGGAGAGCCAAGUGCUCCCAUAGGGCACCUUUCUGGGAAGCUGGUGACCCAGGAGAAGCCCUCCCCUUGUCCCUCCUUGGUGCCCUGACCCUAGAGCCUGAGGUGCUCAGACUCCAGCAUGGUGUAAGGCGCUGGACACGGGGCUGACCCUCUCCCUCCCCCCACAGGAGCAGUAGAUGGGCAUCUGCAGCGGCUCUUCCCCGAAAUCAGUGUGAGAGAAACCUGUUUGUUACAGAGAUUUUUAGAUUUGCAAACCUUUCGAUGAAGAACCUUUGUUUUGUUCUGUGAAACACUAUAUUUAGAUUAACAGAAUUUUUCUAAAAAUCGGGACGGUUAGUUACUAAACAUUGCUGGUAAUUUCUGUGUUGUGAUUUCUUUGUGACUUCAAGUGUGUGAGCUCUGGGGCUCUUUUGGAGCAAAGCCUGCAAGCUCAGGUGCCCGAACUCUCCUCAGAGCCUGACAUUUCAUCAACGGAUGGCUUUGUUUUGUUUUUGUGUCUUUUUAUUUACAGGGUUUUUUUUUUUUUUUCUUUUUU
This is a messenger RNA of Acomys russatus (golden spiny mouse), 2652 nucleotides long. It is a transcript of the gene Fubp3, whose product is annotated as far upstream element binding protein 3. The coding region runs from base 48 to 1775 and encodes 575 amino acids. Gene Ontology annotation, biological process: regulation of gene expression. The transcript has 18 exons. Lineage: Eukaryota; Metazoa; Chordata; Mammalia; Rodentia; Muridae. The record is from RefSeq and is a predicted model, not a curated record. Gene Ontology annotation, molecular function: mRNA binding. Gene Ontology annotation, cellular component: nucleus; cytoplasm.